Sclerotinia trifoliorum is the source of this 2814-nucleotide messenger RNA. NCBI's taxonomy places the organism in Eukaryota, Fungi, Ascomycota, Leotiomycetes, Helotiales, Sclerotiniaceae. The record is from the annotation of a GenBank genome assembly.
UAUUACCUCAUUUCAUAAGUUCAUACAUACUCUGCAAGCCAAAGGAGUAAGAUCUUACAUUAGAACUAUACGAGAAGUAACACCUUCUCGAUGUGGAAUAUGGUGGGGAGGUAUGAGAGAGGAGAAGAUGAGCUUACAUCAACAUGCAUAGUUGACUUGGUAACUGAAAAAAGAUGGAUCAUAUAAAGAUAAGACGGUGUCGCAAUUUUUAAUGGGUUUUGGAGGAAAAAGGUUCGGAGCGAAGGACUCAUUCAUUGAUUUGAUUUGAAGUAGAAGAAGUGAGAAGUCAAUUGGAUUUCUUGUCAUCAGUCAAGUAAGGUUCUAUAUACCUACCUUUACCUAGGUCUGUAUUUUAUAAUAUUCACUUGGUUCCAAUCCUGACUGUUCUAAUUACUUAUUCACCAAUUCACCAAUUCACCAAUUCCCUUAUUUUCAAUCUUGUGAUCUCUCUGAUUGAUCAAAUGUUACACCAAUGAACCUCAUCCUGUUGCAGCAGAGGAGAAUCUGUUACAUGAAAAUGGAAGGGAAGGAUGUAUCAUUAGACUGACAUCAUAUACAGCCAAUCAAGGUGUUUUUUAACCGUACUGGAUGGAAAUUUGAUGGUCUAUCAGGUUUCUUCAUAAACAAAUCCUCGAACAUCACAGAUCUACCAAAGCCCAUAUCAAACAACAUGGUUUCUAAAAUCUAUACUGGUUGUGCGAUUCUCGCAUUCUUCCAAUGUGCUUUCUCUCAUCAAUUAUAUCCUGAUGGUUUUGGUGGAAAACUAAGCGUAUGUUCCCUUUCACCUCCUCUCACCUCCUCUCCAUAUCUGCCAAGUCCCACUGGUCACUUAGUUGCUUCCUUACACCUACCUACAUUACUCCAAAGCUCACCCCUGGCAAAUAGAGAACCACCAUUCCCCGUCGAGAAUUAGCACUAUCCAAACGCGAUAACAUCGAUCCCUCCCUCCUCUACCCAACUUACAAUCUCAGCGUUCCGAUUGAUUAUUUCCACAAUGAAUCCCGUUAUGAACCUCACAGUAAUGGAACAUUUCCACUCCGCUACUGGUUCGACGCCACCUACUAUAAAUCUGGUGGACCAGUGAUCGUCCUUCAAUCAGGAGAAACCGAUGCUACAGGUCGAUUACCAUUUUUACAAAAUGGUCUCCUACAUCAAUUGGCUGUCGCGACAAAUGGUAUUGGUGUUGUGCUCGAACAUCGUUACUAUGGUGAAAGUAUCCCAACCCCGGAUUUCUCGACCAAGAAUUUGAGAUUCUUGACUACAGAACAAGCAUUGAUGGAUGAGGUUUAUUUUGCUAGGAAUAUUGUAUUUCCGGGAUUGGAAGAUCAGAAUCUUACAGCACCAAAUGUCGCUUAUAUUGGUUAUGGAGGUUCUUAUGCUGGUGCUUUCAAUGCUUUCUUGCGAAAGUUGUAUCCAGAUACUUUCUGGGGUAAGUUGUUUCCUUUCUUCCUGAAUUCUGCAAAUGAUAAUAUGACUAACAUGACUAGGUACAAUUUCUUCCAGUGGCGUCGUAGAAGCCAUCUAUGAUUACUGGACUUACUUUGAGCCUAUUCGCGUUUUUGCCGAUCAAAAAUGUAUCAAAAAUACUCAACUCAUCACUAAUUCUAUGGAUAACAUUGUCAUUGGACAAGAAAACAACACGGCUUUAGUCCAAGAACUCAAGACUGUUUGGGGACUUCCAAAUGUUACUUAUAGUAAUGAUUUCAUGUCAGUAGUCAUGUACGCAAUGUCGGAAUGGCAAAGUAAGAAUUGGGAUCCAGCAGUUGAAGGAACACCAUAUUUCGAUUAUUAUUGUGGUAAUGUUACCAGUAACAAGCUUCUCUGGCCAAGUUUGAAUAGCUCUACAACGGAGGUUCAGAAAUUACUUACGAAGGGUGGUUAUGGUUCUCAACUUGGUAACUUGACAAUUCCGUAUCUUAAUUGGAUUGGUUGGUUGACUGGUAAGGAUUCCUCCCCAUGUCUCACUUAUUUUUCCUACAAAACGCUAACGUAUCACAGAUUACACUUCUGCAAACUUCGGCGAUUGUUCUCCCAGCCAAGAUUCCUGCUACUCAACCCACAACCUUACCUACUACGCACAAGACGACUCAUCUCAAUCUUGGCGUCUCUGGCCCUACCAAUACUGUACCGAAUGGGGCUAUCUUCAAAACGGAGCUUCGGUUCCCGCAAACCAGCUUCCAUUAUUAUCCCGCACCAUCGAUCUCCCGUACCUCUCCAUCAUCUGCGAAGCCUCUUUCAACAUCACCACACCCCCGGCCGUCGAAAAUAUAAACAAACACGGCGGUUUCAACCUCAGCUACCCACGUCUCGCAUACAUCGACGGUGAACAAGAUGUUUGGCGUCCAGCAACCCCUCACGCAUCACCUUUCAACACCACAGCUCAUAACCGUACCUCUUCCACUUCCCAACCAUUCAUCUUAAUCGAAGGAGCAGUCCAUCACUGGGAUGAAAAUGGAGUUUUCCUAAACGAUACCACUCGUGACUUUCCUCCAAAACCAAUUAAGAAAGUACACAGUCAAGAAGUCAAGUUUGUGAAAAAGUGGAUGGAGGAAUGGAAGAAGGAUUGUGAGAAGAAGGGAAGAGAACUUCUUUAAGUUUUUUGAUUUCGUCUAGAGAUGAGUCUGUCGGGCCUUGAUUGAUGAUAUAUAUGAGUAUAUUUAUGAUAAUUCGUAUGUGCAUAUGAUUUCUAUGCAUACAAAUGUAUUCUAGACAUGGAAGUGGGAGAAACGAGCUUGUGAAAACGAAAUGAAGCGAGUGAGUAAUUAAUUAAAUAGAUAGUUUAAGGAUUAUUCUUAUUUUUAUUUUUAUCUUUUU